AUGCAUGCCGGACAAAGACUACAUGCUGUUAUCUUUAGGAGUAGAAGCAUGACAAUGCAGAGAAUUUCGUUCCAUGCUGCAUGUUCCAUGUUGUGUCCAUGUGCAGGGGCCCAAGAUGUCUCUGUCUCAGGCCCAAGGCUCGAGAUUGCCAUAUGCUCUGCCACAGAAGAUGUGCUGGAGAUAGUAACUGCUUCCAGGAUUGAACAGGGCAACGAGAUCCACAAUACCUAUGGAGAACACUCGAAUGCUGAGCUCCUGCACAAAUAUGGAUUUGCCUUGCUGUCCAAUCCCUUCAAUGUUAUCACAAUUGCCAAACAGGCUGUUGUAGAUGCCAUGACAGACAUCAUGGGUGAGGAGUUGUGCCGCGAAAGGUGUGAACUGCUUCAAGACAACAGCCACCUCCUUGAACCUGAUGAUGAACCUUUCGAAAUCUUGGAGGGGGGAUUGCUGUCAGCUCCACUUGUGGUUGUGUUGGUCGUGCUCACCACUCAUGGCAGCAAAUUCGAUGGCUGGGAGUCGAUGCUUCGCACUCUGGAGGUUGGAGGCCAAAGCAUCCAGGAACCAAAGGCGGUGGCAGCCGUUUGGGACCUCAUUGGUGCGGUGGGCCGAAAAUUUUUGCAGGACACGUUAAGCUCAAGGCUCACAAAGUAUGCAGGGGGGAGUCUGGCUGAUGAGAAGGCAAUGCUGCAGCGGCUGUGCGAUGAAGGUAGCAGGUCAGAGCAGAAGUGUGCCCGAAUCGGCGCUGCAACUCUCCGUUUGACGGAAAAACAGAUCAUUCUGGAUGUUCUUUCCCUGCUGGAAUCAACUCGUGUGGAGAAGGCGCAAGUGGAGCCAGUCGCCCAGAUCAACUCAACCAACCACGCGAAAAGAAGGCGAACUGCUUACCUUGCUGUUGAUUGA
This is a messenger RNA of Ostreobium quekettii, 900 nucleotides long. Lineage: Eukaryota; Viridiplantae; Chlorophyta; Ulvophyceae; Bryopsidales; Ostreobiaceae. The record is from the annotation of a GenBank genome assembly.